UUCACUGCCUGCGCUUUGGCCGCUCCAUGGCUGUCACCCUCCGGUGACUUGGGGGGAAUCAGACGACCGGUUUCGUUGAUGAUCUGACGUCAGUUUGCGCCAACAGCAUGGUUAUAAAAGGCUAUCCGAAGACGGGCGCUCCAAGAUCCCGGAGCUGUUACUGGAGGAGGUCAAGAUGCGCACUUUGAGCUUCACCGCCUGUGUGCUCCUGCAGCUGGCUGCCCUCCGAGUCCUGCACGGCGCUAAAUGGACAUACAGGGGACCGGAAGGAGAGCAUCACUGGUCCAAGCAUUACCCCUUCUGUGGAGGUGCUUUCCAGUCUCCAAUAGACAUCAAAUCAGAGCUGCUGAGGUUCGAUCCAGCUUUGCGUCCGAUUGAGCUUCAAAACUACAACCUGUCACCAAAUGAACAACUCACUCUGGGAAAUAAUGGACAUUCUUUGCAAAUAUCUCUGCCCCCCAAGAUGUAUAUCUCCAGCCUGCGUCAUCGUUAUACUGCAGCUCAGCUGCAUUUCCACUGGGGCUCCUCCAGUCGGCCUGCAGGAUCUGAACACACGGUUAACAGUAGGCAGUACGCAGCAGAGAUGCAUGUAGUACAUUACAACUCAGACAAGUACCCCAACAUUUCCAUGGCUGUAGACAAAUCGGAUGGUUUGGCUGUGCUGGGUGUAUUCAUUGAGAUUGGGGAUUUUAAUCCUGCCUAUGAAACAUUUCUGAAGUUUAUCAACGGUAUCAAAUACAGAGAUCAUAAAGUGCAGGUUCCAGGUUUCAACGUCAGAGCGCUGCUACCUAACCGUUUGGACGAGUUCUAUCGCUAUGACGGGUCACUGACGACUCCCCCGUGCUAUCCUAGUGUGCUGUGGACAAUUUUCAGAAAUCAUGUGACUAUUUCUCAAAAACAGUUCUUGGCACUAGCAACAGCCCUCUACUCCUCCUAUGCCCAGGACUCUACAGCUACACCUCUGCAUGGCAACUUUAGGAAACCACAGCUUGUUGACAGCCGAGUUGUCCUGGUGUCUUUUAAGGAAGGCAGAGGACUGCAUGGUACUCUUACAGUCUCACCUCCAUUUAAGAGGAAGCAAGUUGUCCAUCAGCUGUUGGCAGGGGACCUUGCAGACUUGGCAGACGAGGGGCUGUAUCAGCUCCUACCAAGUGGUUCACAGACAGUCCGGGCUGGCAACAGGAAAGAUACCAUGAGCCAGCUGAGUGUGACUCUGGCCAAACCAAAACAACAAACUAAGAAUCCAUCUCUUCGGAAAAGUCAGACCAACCGCUUUGUUGGAAAGCUUGGAAUGGAGGAAAACACUCUAUGCUUCACUUCACUGGAGCAUCAGCUCAGACAGUCCCAUGCUGAAAGUGAGCUGAGCAGAAUUCUCAGAGACUUAAUUUACCCAGAGCUCAACCUCAAGAGCUACUUGGACUGUAAGUCAGACUUAGCUCUCCCUACCAUCAGACACAUUCUCAGCAGACGUCCAACUGAUGAAGCUUUGGAGCUGGACCGCUCUCUGACAAAAGCCCUCAUGAAUCCAAGGAAGACUUCCCCUGCAACUAAAGACAGGGGGUCAAGGACAAAACAUGGCAGCGUAUCUGUGCAGCAGAAACCUCUUAGUCGACGUCAUCCACAUCCAUGGCUUUUGCCAAUGGAGUGGGAAGACUAGAGAGUCUCUGAACGUAGCUCACACAGUCAUUUUUGCAGCCAUCAACAAUAGUGUUCAACAACAGACUCAUUUUGACCCCUCCCCUCUGCUUUGUGUCAUGUAAUAAAUGACCAUUUACUAUGUUAAUUUAUUACAUUAUUAUAGAUGUAUAACUGGUUGGUAAUUUGUUGUAUUUUCAUAUCAACAUUUUGGAUACGGUUUACAGAAUAUGUCUGGCUAACACUUGCUAUUAAGUCCAAAGCUAAUUAUAGUAGAUGGGGUCUAAUAACCUGACAUAUGGACUUGUGUACAAACUCUUGUUGAAUGCAACAUUUCUUUGGUUUAAUGACUUUGAACCUGUAUUUGUAAAGACAGUAUAUAGAGAUGCUUUUGGAGCUUUUGCACUUGAUGUAACUUCUUUGUGUUCCCUUGCAUUUUUAAAUUAUUUUUAGUUUCUUCUUUCCUGCAAGGAAGUAAAUGUCAGGCAGUGGAGAGUUUUUGUCAAUAAAAUCACAAUACUAGAAUAAAAUAUUGAUAAACUGUCUCCUUAUUUUAAUAUUGAUCUCUAAAUCAAAAAGCAGAAUGUACAGAGACAGAUUAAGACAGAUUAGGGGGCAUCCCCAAGGGGAUGGGUCAAAUGCAGAGGUGAUUUUCUUCAA
Molecule: messenger RNA, 2295 nt
Organism: Cyprinodon variegatus (sheepshead minnow)
Lineage: Eukaryota; Metazoa; Chordata; Actinopteri; Cyprinodontiformes; Cyprinodontidae
Gene: ca12
Product: carbonic anhydrase XII
Exons: 9
Coding region: 176-1657 (493 amino acids)
Cellular component (GO): plasma membrane
Molecular function (GO): carbonate dehydratase activity; zinc ion binding
Source: RefSeq, a predicted model, not a curated record